ACGUGUACGUAAUGGGACUUCUCACCGGAUUAUGUUUCAGAAAAAAAGAAUCAAUAGAUAUUACAGAUCCAAAACGGGGAAAGAGUCAUCAUGAUGUAAAUGAUGAAGCUAGAGACAUACAGGAAGGUGAAAAUAAAGAUGAUCGUGGACAGUGGGGCAAUAAGGCAGAGUUUAUGCUGUCCUGCAUAGGAUUAUCUGUUGGACUUGGUAACGUUUGGAGAUUCCCCUAUUUGGCGUUCAAACAUGGAGGCGCGGCCUUUCUCAUUGCUUAUCUGGUGCUUCAGCUUUUGAUUGGUAAACCAAUGUAUUUUAUGGAAUUAGUAAUGGGACAAUACUCAGCAAAGGGUCCAACAGGUGUUUGGGAAAUGAAUCCAAGCGCAAAAGGAAUUGGAAUCUCUAUGGCUAUGAUCUCCCUCUUUGUUGCCAUUUAUUACAACGUCAUCAUGGCAUAUACAUUAUUUUAUUUCUUCGCCUCGAUGCAAUCAAAAUUACCAUGGUCUAGCUGUGAUAGUGUGAGUAUCAUUCCUUCUUUGGAGCUAUUUGUGGUCGACGGAUACCAUCCAGGUUGUAGCACCAUCUUCAAAUUUAAUUCUUGUUUUGUUUCGUCUCUAAUUCUUUAUUUCAAUUCCUCGGUAAUAUCCUGAUAUUAAAAGAAAUUUAC
Messenger RNA from Octopus bimaculoides (California two-spot octopus), 661 nucleotides. RefSeq names its product sodium- and chloride-dependent glycine transporter 2. The record is from RefSeq and is a predicted model, not a curated record. Gene Ontology annotation, biological process: sodium ion transmembrane transport; nitrogen compound transport; amino acid import across plasma membrane. Gene Ontology annotation, molecular function: L-amino acid transmembrane transporter activity; amino acid:sodium symporter activity. Gene Ontology annotation, cellular component: plasma membrane. NCBI's taxonomy places the organism in Eukaryota, Metazoa, Mollusca, Cephalopoda, Octopoda, Octopodidae.